This is a messenger RNA of Nicotiana tabacum (common tobacco), 1655 nucleotides long. Its product is annotated as histone-lysine N-methyltransferase ASHR2. The record is from RefSeq and is a predicted model, not a curated record. Gene Ontology annotation, molecular function: protein binding. Lineage: Eukaryota; Viridiplantae; Streptophyta; Magnoliopsida; Solanales; Solanaceae.
AAACGCUAAAACCCAACAAUUUCUCCUGCUAAAACCCUAGCAGUAAGUUCCAAACUUUCAGUAGCAGGCUAGCAGCAAAUUUGAGAAAAUUGCAGCACACAACAAUGGAGAAAACUUCCCAAUCUCCAUACCCAUUAUUAAAAAUAGCAGAAAUACAAGGAAGAGGAAGAGGACUUAUUUCAACUCAACCCUUAAAACCUGGCCAAGUAAUCCUCAAAGAUUCCCCUCUCCUUCUUUACUCUGCAUCUCCUUUGAUCCCCUCAAACAAUACUUUUUGCUCAAAUUGCUUCAAAAUAAUACUCCAAUCUCCAAUCCCAUGCCCAAUGUGCACAUUUUCAGCUUUUUGUACCUCUAGUUGUCAAUCCAUAGCUUUAUCCUCUUCUCACACUCCUUGGGUUUGUCAAUCUUUAACCCAACUCCGUAAUAUCUUAUCUUCUCAUAACCUACUAAUAGACCAACAAAUUCAAGCUCGGUUUUUAAUCUCUGCUUAUGACUUAGCACUCAUUUCUCCUUCCUCUUUUCGUGUUUUAUUAUCCCUUCAAGGCGAUCCGUCUUUUAUUUCUGAAAAUGAUGCUCUGUUGCUUCAUUCCCUCGUUGCUACGCUCAACCCGCCUACGAGUGAAUUUGGGUUCUCAAAAGAGCUUACUGCUGCUCUUUUGGCUAAGGAUAAGGUAAAUGCAUUUGGGUUGAUGGAACCUUUUGAUUCUAAUAAAGAAAGGGGUGUUAGAGCUUAUGGUAUUUAUCCUAUGGCUUCGUUUUUUAAUCACGAUUGCCUUCCGAACGCGUGUAGGUUCGAGUAUGUUGAUAGUGAUGUUAGUGAUAGGAGUAAUGUUGAUAUGAUUGUUAGGGUUAUUCAUGAUGUACCCGAGGGAAGAGAGAUUUGUUUGAGUUAUUUCCCUGUGAAUUUUAAGUAUUCCGAUAGGCAGAAGAGGUUGAAGGAGGAUUAUGGGUUUAUAUGUAAUUGUGAUCGGUGUGUUGUCGAGGCUAAUUGGUCUGAUCACGAUGAUGAUGAUGCUAUGGAUAACGAGGGCGAGGAAAAUGAGGAUGAAGAGGAUGAAGUAAUGGAGGAAGAAGUGGAUGAUGAAGUAAAUGCAAAUGAUGAGGUGGAGGAGGGUGAUCAAGAUUUUCCUCACGCGUAUUUCUUCAUGCGGUACAUGUGUAAUCGAGAGAAUUGUGGGGGUACAUUGGCUCCGUUGCCUCCCUCUGAUGCAUCUCUGUCGACAGUUAUGGAAUGCAAUGUUUGUAGUAAUUUGAGUAAAUGUGAUGAGCUUAUGGUUUAGUGCUGGGGACCAUCGAUUCCUAUCAAGUAUACCACAUUUUCCAUAUUAGUUAGGUUUGUUUUUUCUUAGAAAUUUGAGCCUUCGCGUGAUGAUUUUUGCGCUUAUGUUGAGUUGAUAAACACCUAUUUGAUGAGCUUUAGUUGUAGCUAAAACUUCUUUACCCUUUGUCUUUGGUACUCGUCUUGGUUUUCCUUUUUGUUAGUCUCGAGCAAGUGCCAAAAUGUUGGCUUGUGAUCUCCAUAUUUUUCAUAUAUAGACGGUAUACCUUUGUUUGAGUAACAUGUACUUCUCUUGUAAGCAUUUUAACAAUCAAUUAAUCAACCAGCCACCUUUGAAUUGGGUGCGGCUAUAUAAAUCAUCUGUACCAUUUCCGCU